Molecule: messenger RNA, 4603 nt
Organism: Zootoca vivipara (common lizard)
Lineage: Eukaryota; Metazoa; Chordata; Lepidosauria; Squamata; Lacertidae
Gene: DNAAF11
Product: dynein axonemal assembly factor 11
Biological process (GO): outer dynein arm assembly
Cellular component (GO): cytoplasm
Molecular function (GO): protein binding
Source: RefSeq, a predicted model, not a curated record
UACUGUAAAAUAAACCGCCGGCUGGGCCCCGCCUCCUGCGCUCGGUUGCCAUGGCGACGGCGUUGGCUGUUAGGAGGAGGCAGCCGCCGAAGCAAAGCGUAGGCCUCGCGAGCAGCCAUGGGGCGCAUCACGGAAGAGCUAGUUAGACAAAGGGCAGAACAUAACAACUGUGAAAUCUUUUCCUUGGAAGAAAUUUCCUUACACCAGCAGAAUAUAGAGAAAAUAGAACAUCUUGACAAAUGGUGCCGGGAUUUGAAAAUUCUGUACCUUCAAAAUAACCUGAUCCCCAAAAUUGAAAAUGUUAGCAAACUGAAGAAGCUUGAAUAUUUAAAUUUGGCUUUAAACAACAUUGAAAAAAUUGAGAAUUUGGAAGGCUGUGAAGAUUUGCAGAAGCUGGAUUUGACAGCUAAUUUCGUUGGAGAAUUGUCCAGUGUUAAGACCCUGAAAAACAACAUACACCUUAAAGAGCUCUUCCUUACCGGAAACCCCUGCACUGAUUUUGAAGGUUAUAGGCAGUUUGUCGUUGCUACCCUUCAUCAACUCAAAUUUUUGGAUUCUAAAGAGAUAGGACGUUCAGAGAGGAUUCAGGCUUUACAGAGCUACCCUGAGGUAGCAAAACAUAUCCAAGAGCAGGAGAAGGCCUACCUCAUUAAAAGAAGACAAGAAAAAGAAGAGGCACAGAGAAGGAUACAAGAAAAGCAGGAGAAGAAGAAGAAAAACGAGAAUCAAAAGAAAUAUAAUCCAGGAUACGAUGGACGGUGGUACACAGACAUCAAUAACACCAUCCCAUACUCUGCAACAGAGAGAGAGAACCAGCAGAAGGCUGAAGAAGGAAAUGAAUACCGUGAUUUAGUGAUAAAGGAGGAUGACGAAGAAGAGAGAGCCUUUUGGGAGGAACCCACGCCUCAUACUCCAGAGGCUAGGUUAGAAGCUCACAGAUAUAUUGAAGAGAAAAAUAAAGCAAAGGAAAAAAGAGAACAAACCAAGAAAGAGAAACCACCAAGGACUUUAAUCGCUCCAGAAGGAAGAAUUCUGAAUAUAAAUGAACCUAAGCUUCCUUUCUCUUUAAAAGAUGAUGAAGCAAACAACCAAUUCAUCCUGGAUCUUGCUGUUUACAGACAUCUAGACACCUCCCUACUUGAUAUUGAUGUACAGCCUACUUACAUCCGAGUAAUGAUCAAGGGAAAGGCAUUUCAACUUGUGCUUCCUGCUGAAGUGAAGCCAGAUAACAGCACUGCUAAAAGAUCUCAAACAACCGGGCAUUUGGUUCUCAGCCUACCAAAGGCUAAAGAAAUAAUUGUGGCUAAGCAAGAAGUAUCCACUUCUAAGAAACCCUCUGACACCACCAAGCUUCAAAAAAAUCAAAGAAGAAAUGAGUAUACAGAGAAGCUGGAAGUGGACCCUAGCAAGUAUUCAUUCCCUGAUGUAUCAAACAUUGUCCAGGAAAAGGAUCGGAUUGGACAAGGGCCUAUAAGGCUUCAGCGGCAGAAAACUGUAGAUGCUACCGGUAAUAACAUGAGCUUUGAUGAUGACCCAGAUGUUCCUCCUUUAAUUUGAAAGAUUGAUAUGGAGUUUCUUUUGACUUUAGAACAGCAUAGACCUGUCUAAAGAUAAGUGCCUUGCCUUUUAGCUGAUUCCCUUAUUCUGUUGUACAAACAAAUGGAUGUGCUUCUCUAUAAACCCAUCUACUUCAGCUGUCUCUGGUGGUAAUUGAAAUCCCUUUCAGAAUGGAGUCCUGCUUUACUAAACAGCACAUCACUUCCAAAUUGCACAGGCCUUUUUCACAUAUCGUGCUUUGCCAGCCUUCUUACAUCAACCUUGGAGAUGGUGUGAAUUGUUUUCGGGGUCUGAGGCAAAUCUCCCUCUCUUGCAUGUACUGAAAUUGCUUCAAGACUCAAGGCCAGACUUGUUCUAAGCAGCUGAGGUGGGGAGGGGGACAGGAGGCAGAGCAAAUCCAUGUUCUAUCUUUUCCUGCAAUGGUUUAGAAGGGAAAGAAAAAUUUGAUUGUAGUUCCAAAGUUCAGAGUCAAGGGGACAGUGGUGAACAGUUUCUAGAUGUGGAGCACUCAUCAGAGUCCUAGCCAAAGCACCCAGGUCGAUAAUUUUUUUUGAGCUAGUGGGAUUCUGACCAAAUACUGGAAAUGGGUAUGGAAAGAUGGCUGCAAAUAUGGGUUGUAAAUGGUUGGGAUGGGUGAGUUAGCUUGGGAUGGGUGAAUUAGCCUGCUUAGUUAGCUUUGCCACUCCACUGGAAAAUCACUAUGAAGAUUGUUAUUUACUUCUACAAAAGUACACCAAUUCCUGAACUGUUAAGUGAGCUGAAGGAAGUCUUGUCGCUUUGCAUGCUGCAGCAGUUAGCAACUAGAUAGGCCAGUGAACUAACCCAGUGCAAAACACCUAGUGGGGGGGGGGCAGCCUGGCCACAGCAUACAUUCCUAAUCUUUUCUCCCUUCUUCAUGCAUCCCCAAUCCUAGGCAGCUCAUCAGACAACUCACAGACAAAAGGAAGUGGUUGGUCAUAAUCCUUCCCUUCCCUUCCCUUCCUUUCCCUUCCUUUCCAUUGCCCUCUACCACUUCAGAUUCACUGGGAAUCUUACCACAUGCCCAAUGUUUUCAUAUCAAUGGGAUGAGUAAAGAUUAAGCCCAGGGGGGUGAAAUCAUCUGUAUGGCUGCUUAGCAACCACACAAACAUCUUCUAUGCUUCCUGCUAACCUAGAUACCAAAAUGAACACUUGUGUGGUUGCCUAGCAACCACACUUGUGAUUUCCACCCCCAUUUCACUUUCUCAUACCUUUCUAGAUUACCUUUACUAGACCAGUUGAAAUGAGUGGAACUGUAAAGUUGUGCAGCUCCUGCUGCUGCUGCUGGCCUUCAAACGACGAUGGCAGCAUCCCUGGAGGUGGGAGGGGAUAGGGGCAGUGGACAGCAUCAAACUUGCCCAUCCUGUUGGCACAAUAAUGGUUGCUUAUGCAAUGGGGCUUUCUCCCCUCUCCUUCCCCUGCUGCACUUACCCCACACCCGCCCCAAAUCUGCUCCAGAGGGUUGGGGAAAACCCCAGAAGAGUUUAGGAUGUGUGUGGAGAGGAAAUGGAGGAAAGUCUCUAGUUGCACAAGUAGAAAUCUUUGCACUGGUGGGAGGCUUACUUAAUGUUGCAUUGGAUACAAACCAUAACCUUACCCCUUUUUUGCUCAAUAUCACCCUGUGGCUAAGGUUCUGCUCAUGGGGGAACCCAUUGCCAGUCCCCUGCCUUAGUUGGUUGCUAGGCAUGCUAAUAGGAUUAAGAUGAUGGGGAGCAUUGGAUUAACUUCUGCAGAUCUCACAAUGUCUCCUAAAGGUAGGGGGAAAGCAUUGCCACUUUGCCUUGUGUCCUCGUUCCACUCACGGUUUUGGACAUACUACCAUUAUCAAUGGGGACAUGGGUGGCGCUGUGGGUUAAACCACAGAGCCUAGGGCUUGCCAAUCAGAAGGUUGGCGGUUCGAAUCCCCACGACGGGGUGAGCUCCCGUUGCUCAGUCCCAGCUCCUGCCAACCUAGCAGUUCGAAAGCACGUCAAAGUGCAAGUAGAUAAAUACAGUAGGUUUUUAUCUACAGCAGAAAGGUAAACGGCGUUUCCGUGCGCUGCCCUGGUUCGCCAGAAGUGGCUUUGUCAUGCUGGUCACGUGACCUGGAAGCUGUACGCCGGCUCCCUCGGCCAAUAGAGUGAGAUGAGCGCUGCAACCCCAGAGUCAGUCACAACUGGACCUAAUGGUCAGGGGCCCCUUUACCUUUACCAUUAUCAAUCUGAACUGAGGUAUUGGAAUAAAUAGGCCAAUAUGCUAACUCAGUUUGCGGCAGUUAUAAUUUCCUGCAAGACUUGGCCUGAUUCUCUCUGAAGUGGUCUACCUGUGUCAGCACUGCAGCAUCUGAAGAGGGCAAACAUCACUCUUCCUUGUCUGGGAGAAGUAUUCUAGCCUAUCCUUCUUCCUGACACUCCACUUUUUAUUGUUUUGUGCAACUAGGAGAUGUAAGUGAUCAGUUUGUGCAACACAUCCACAGAAGAAAGGUGGGAUAUAAAUGUAAUAACACAUGGAAAUCCAUGCACCCACUGCAGUGGACUGUUGCCUGCUCAUGCCACAAUAAAUAAAGUAUUGCAGUGCUAUCAUUUAUUUAAAGCUUCUUAGUCUUCUGGGAUUUAGGAAGUCAUCUACUUUGAAACAUCUUUAACUUUUUGUUGAUGUCCAAUCAAUUUCCUACUCAAAAUGUUUUGCAUUUUCAUUAAAGCCACCUGUGAUGUUAGGAGGAAUGGUUCCUGCUGUUUGUACUGGAUGAGGGUGCACACUCCCAGGAGGAACUCAUCAGCUCCUUAUUGGUUAAUGAAUUUUAAGGUUUUGCCUGAAGGCAUCGCUUUCUGUCAGAACACCUGCUGAAGGCCAGCUGUUAGAUGUCAAAGCAAGGCAAGAACCAGAACUGAGAUUUCACUUCUGUACUCAGGUCUACUUUGAACUUCUUUUUAUCACUUCAGAGAAUAGUAUUUGGCACAAGAUGUUCUACAUUGGGAAGGACCCUGGAAGACUGGGAGCAGACACCCCCCUGGAGCCUUUCAGUGCACGUGCAAGGGACCUGCUUGCC